Molecule: messenger RNA, 5939 nt
Organism: Mya arenaria
Lineage: Eukaryota; Metazoa; Mollusca; Bivalvia; Myida; Myidae
Exons: 8
Coding region: 91-4488 (1465 amino acids)
Cellular component (GO): cytoplasm
Source: RefSeq, a predicted model, not a curated record
GUGAAAACUGCGCAUUGAUCUACACUGUAUGAAAUUUGACCGCGAAGGAAGUUUGUAUACCUCUUUUCCUCUGGUGUACGACGGCGACAAAUGGGAAACAAGAAGAAAAAAAGAAAAUCUGCUUCAGGGCAGGGCAGUUGCAACAGGCAGGGGAAAGAUGAUUCAACCAAACGCGACAAAUCGUCGAUCAGUCUUUCCGAAAGAGAAUGUGUUGAAACAACCGACGUUCAAGGUAAACGACUCACCGAAGCAUUGGACGCGAUCAAUAAAUCAGAAUUGAAUGCCACUGAUACAAUUAACGAACUUGGUACAGACUUUGCACAUGGAUUGAAAGAUGAAACACAUGCUGGAAAGAAGAAUUUACAAGACCAUGGAAGGCAGGAGGUGGAGAAAUUAAGUGCACACACAGAGAGAUGUUCACAAAGCCUGGAAAGGAAGAGGAAAACGGAGGGCAAUAUAUUAAAAAUGGAAGCUUUAACUUUAAAGGAGGACUUGCAAAAAUCGGCGAAAAAGGGGGAUCGUCAGAUAGCGAUUAAAAGCAACAUUACACAGGUUGGCAACUUUAAUAAAAUUGCCAUGGACACGAAAGAUAGCGACCAUUCUACUGAAAGCUCGUCUUCGUCUUCAACAGAUGAAGUGUUUAACAAAAACUGGCCAAGCCUUCCACCAUCAAAGACAGAGACAGGAGCGAGACCUAAGGUGCCUAACAGAGGUUCUUGGGAAGGGGGGCCUGUUGUCAGUAUUAAUGCUGAUAUAGUUCAGUGUGGGGACGGACAAAACAUAAUCCAUACCAACAGGCUAAGCGGGCAGACGACUGGAAACGCACCUGAGCGCAGUCAACAACAAACUAGUACUGUACACGUAGUGGUUCGAAAUCAGCCAGCUCAACCACAGCCGAGGCAAGCAUUAGAAAUGGAAAAGAUAAAGACAUUUUUACGUAAUGUCAACGAAGGACAUUUCAUUUUAAUUGCCGAUGAAGUUGAUUUUGUAGCUGGCAUUGACGCCCUUGGUUUGAUCAAAUGGACAGCUGUCAUUGACUUUGAUCCUAAAGGCUGGCAAACCGGCUUACUCUCUCGUCUCAGAAAACGUAUUGAAGAAAGCGUUUGCCUUGACUACAUUAGCUGGCAAGAAGUUAAAGUUGCCUGUUCCCAUCAAUCUGUCACAUGGAUAGCAAUGAUGGGCAUAUCAAAUCAACCUGAUACGAUCGUUGACAUGGUCUUCAAACAGUGGAAACGCGAUGUGAUGAAGUCGUUAAUCCAGCGGAUUAAUAUUAUAAAGCAGUUUGCGGCACAAUACACUGAUUUAAAAGUGCUGGUUUUAUGGCCCAACGACAGUAGCAAAGUAAAACACUUCAAAGAGGUAAUUGACAGGCUAUGUGAUGCAAUCGAUGAUUUGAAAGUUUGUGUUGUAGUCCAGGAAAAGGAAAUCCUCACUCAAGAUGAGAGUUCGAUACUUUCCCUUCUUGAAAAUGAAGACUCUAAUGAAAUUACAAUCGCGAGGUUACAGAUUCAAAAUGUUUGUCAUAUACUGCAGAGUGAAUGUACAUCGAGAAACAUAAGUCCUGAAAGUGAUUUCCAGUUACCAACAAGUGAUGGCACCAACAUUCCAGAUAUUUCUAAGAAAGAAGCACAUUGGCUUCAGAAAGAUUUGGAUGUCUUAUAUGUUGAUAAUAAAACGGGAAAGGAGUUUACAGCCCCUGAACUGCAUGAAGAAGAACACAACUUUUACAAGGGAGGAACAUUACCUUGGUCUGUUUGGUAUGCUCUGCCGAAUGGAAACUUCGUUAUUGAAAGGGACUUCAAGAGGCGAUUGGUUCAGUUCAUUAAAACAAGGCAUUUCAAGCCAUGCAAAUCAGGGCUGAUUCAUCUUUGUCACAAUCCAGGAUCUGGAGGUACAACGUUAGCACAGAGCGUUGUUUGGGAACUGAGACAAGAACUCCCAUGUGUUCAUAUUAAGCACAGAUUUGGUUCAGAAGUAAUUAAAGAGGUAACGGAGAAAAUUCAGUUUGUUCAUGACAAAACGCAUCUGCCUGUUCUCGUUUUGAUUGACGGAGAAGAAAAGCAAAGAGUCGAAUCAAUGUUCGUCACCGUACGGAAUUAUGCUUGUGUCAUUAUGCUUUAUGUCCAGAGAUACUACACAAGGCUUUCAAAGGAUGAUGACAAUGAUCAUGACAUGUUUUGGCUAAAAAAUGUUGUUUCGAAACGGGAGGCAACACAGCUACAAUAUCAAUAUGAAAAGCAAUGUGAAGACCCUACACAAAAACGUCGUUUGAGGGAAUUGACUGAAAAGAUACGACAGAAAGAAGAACAUAGUAUCUUUGAGUUUGGAUUAGCAGUUCAUAGCUUCAAUUUUACUGGGAUAUCAACCUAUGUAUCGGGCUAUUUGCAUGUUGGCAGCAGCCAAACGGAACUCAGUGACUGGCAGAAUGCUUUGUGCUACUUGUCAUUGGUGUACUACUUCGGUCAGUCAUCUCUUCCAUGCUAUUUCUUUACAGAUUUACUAGAAGGCAAGGAAAUCAUACUAACAAAGUCGGACUUUCCCGAAGAGAUGCAAGAACUUAUCGUUAAAGAUGAAAAUGAAAUCAAACCAAACAUGGUGAGAAUAAGCCACUAUUUUGUUGCGAAAGAAAUAUUGAACCAACUGUUGCCGUUCCCUAAGAAAACUGUUUCAUCACCAUCACCAAAUUUGACAGAACUUGCGAAGAAAAAAUUAGGACGUUUUGCCGUUGACUUUAUAGAAAUAGCUGGGAAAAAGACAAACGAUCAAUCUUCAAACAUGGCACUGAUAAUGACAAAGACAUUUAUUAGUAGAAACAAUAAAGUUGGAAGUGAAAACGAAACUUUGGGACAGAAAAGAAGAAAGCCAAGAGUGUCACCCAUUCUUGAACAAGCAAGUACCAAUCCACCGUACACAGAGAGGUUUGAUAUUUUGAAUCAGUUGACGGCUUCAUUUCCAACCGAGCCACAAUUUAGAGCUCAUCUCGGAAGGCUCUAUAGCAUUUGCAGACCAAAUGAAGACACAAUCGCUGAAGAACAUCUACGAGCUGCGCUGAUUAUGAGUAAAGAAGCAGUUGAUGAUCUUGAGGAAGAGGAAAUUCCUCAUGUGAACAAGUUAGACCUUAUGCAUAUCUAUCACAUGUAUGGAAGCAUGAUACUCCAGAAAGUGGCGAAGAAAACAGGGAAAUUCUUCGGUGAAACGCCAAGGUGUCACGAUUUUAAAACCGAUGCCGCAUCACUAGUUUUGGAAGUCAAACGCGCUUGUGAUUUCUUCAACCAAUGUAGAAGAAUUACCCCUAUCGGAUGUGAGAAGAGUUUCGGAUAUGUCAAUGAAAUACAGAUAAGGCUAAUGUUUUGCAAUUUUGUUCAGGUGAACAGUUGUUACGCGAACUUAUUUGAAUUUAUCAAUGAUGAAGAAUCAGAGUCAAGCGACUUUGUUCAGGAAUCGUGCAUUGAACUAGAUGAACUAUUUGUAGAAUGUUACUCUGUCAUUGAUCCUGAAAUGAUGGAUGAAUCGAUUGGAUUCUGUCAGGAAUGGUACUCUCUGUUGUUUCAGAAUAUGCCGGGGCAUGUUCUACCGGAUUCAUGUGAUGGUGUGAAGACAAGAAAAUUGAGGAUAGCCCGAAUUAAAAUGAAAUACUGCACAAAAGAGAACUACGGAAUUUUAGAAACGAUAAAUAGUAAAAAAGACAUACUAGAAAUAGCAGAAAAUCUGAAGAAGAACUUAGAUGAAUAUGAUAAGCAAGAGACACGCAGUGUAUCAAAGCGUCAAAUGGAUUUGGACUACAAGGAAUGGAUUUACAUCAUUCGGCACGAUUUGUUCGAACAGGAAUUGGCAAUUGAUAAGGUCCUUCAAAUUGUUGAAGUCUGGUAUGAAAAGGUGAAGUCUCCGAUCAGUAGAUUUUAUCUGUUUGUACUGAAAAGCGCUCUUGGGUUUGGAAGCAGAUAUGCACAGGGCAACACCCAGUUAUUACAAGAAGCAAAAUGUUUAAAAGAGGAUGUUUUAAAAUUCAGUAAGUUUGUCACCAAACCGAAAUACCCAAGAGAAUGGCUCGGACUUCCCCAAGAUAAUAUUCGUCGGCUGUUUCCGGGACUUAGAUUUUUCGGACUGAUUCAAGAUCGCGAUAUUCAAGAGCAUGAUCUUGAAAUAAGAAAAGGCCGAAUCGCUUUUCCAAACAACAAACCGUCGGGUGGAUACAUUGAUUUGGAUCUUGGCCCAGAUAACAGAUGUCCGAUAAAAGUAUUCUUCAUUCCAGCGCGCGCAGACCAUCAGCGAGGGAUGGUAGGCUCAAAAAAUGCUGGGGAUAGAGUUGAGUUCGUGCUUGGAUUCAGUCUCUCGCAUGGGUACGAGGCUUUCAAUGUGUUACCGCUCAAGCUGGUAACAUGCCCGAAUUGCAAGAUUGACGUCGAGAAGAUAAGUAGAGUAAGAAAACCUACCUGCCCCAGAUGCAGAGCCAUAGUACAUACCAAAAUAUCCAAACAAGAACGUUAGAAAACCCCGUGCAAGGUUGAUAUCACUGGAAAGGAGUUUGCUCACUGAUCACUUAUAUGUGAAAUAAAAACGCAGCAAAAGUACAAAAUACAUAACGUAAUACAGUUUAUAUAGUCGCUCUUUAUUAUAACCGAAGUCGUACCUGAAUGAUAUCUUUUGCUAUCUUAAACUUGUGAAAAUAAAGGUUUGUUAUAUUAUUUUAAGGUGUUUUUUUACAUUUUUCUUUUCUUCACACAAAACCUUUUAAGAUAACAUCAUAAAAAGAUGUGAUCACCUGGCAUCUUGAAUUGACAUAUGUGUGGGUCAUACACCAUAAAAUGUACGUGUUUGUGCUUAUGAAGGAUCUUCCAACCAGACUGUAUUGAGGAUAAAAAACUAUUGACGUCAAACAUAUUUUUAGAAGUUGUUUUGUGUCCUUUUGUCUUAACUGUAACGCUUUUAUUUAAGAAUUAUGAAGAAGACAAGAAAAUGGACUAAUUUAGAUAAAACGUUUCCAGGUUAAACAAUAGCCAUUCUUUAAAAUGCCAUUAAAUCAAAUGAGUAUUAAUUAUUGAUGCCGCAUACUGCAUUAGCCCUGCCUGGAGAUCCUCGGAGAAUACAUGUUUUCACAUCAAUCACUUUACAAUUUCAUUUAUUUUUAAAAUCAAAUUGUGUUUUUUUUAAAGUUCCUAAUGUGUAGUUAUUCUAAAACUGGUAUGGUUUACAAUUAUCAUUUUUUUUACUUUUAUGUAUAUAUUUUUAUUAUUGAUGGCAUUACUUUUUUUUAACUAAGAUAGCUUGCAUUAAAAAAGUGUUUUAAUGAAAUUAUUUUUGUACAUUUUCACGUAUCUUUAUACGUUGUAUUUGCUUGUAUUUUUUGUUAUUUUGACAGUCAAUGACACAUAUUUAAGUUUAAAUGAGCAAUGGCAAAUAUAUGCAAAAUUUUGGCGCAUUUGCUACCAUGUACCUUAUAUAUCUGACAGUCACAGUGAAGUAUAUGAAGAUAUUCACAAUCGUUAAAAUUUUUAAGAAAUGUUUUUUUAGGUAUACUUCUAUGCAUAUUGUUUUAUGCGAUGUUCAUAGCGGUUGUGUAAUAUAUAGAGGAUGUUGGUUUGUUUCAGUGUAAGAUCGUUAUAUAUUUCAUCGAGUGAGCACCAGAAGUUAUAUUCACUCACCGAAUGAGCACCAAAAGAUAUAUUCACUUUUGGUGUUAACGAAGUAAAAUAUAUUGCUAUCUUACAUUGCAACAUACAUUUUUUCUUUUUUAUUAUAUGCCUUUAUUGAAGAAUUAAACUAUUUUAGAACAAAAAGCGCCAAUUCGUAUGCCCACGUAACGGCAUUUCGGAAGUGUGUCCCAGCCCUGUGCACGCUGACAUUUGAUUUGGGCUAAAAAUUUCAGAUAUUUUCCUUGUUUGAAACAGUUAAAUUUCAAUUUUAUUUUACUGAUAAAUAUAUAAAAACCGGAAAGCAUG